This is a messenger RNA of Gadus chalcogrammus (walleye pollock), 1838 nucleotides long. RefSeq names its product leptin-like. Lineage: Eukaryota; Metazoa; Chordata; Actinopteri; Gadiformes; Gadidae. The transcript has 3 exons. The record is from RefSeq and is a predicted model, not a curated record. Bases 116 to 628 code for a protein of 170 amino acids.
UAUAAGAGGUCCUGAUGGAGCUCCAGCAGCGUGCACUGUGACUCACCGACCGACAGAGCCAGGACCACGGAAUACGAAGGUCUUCUCUGUACUCCAUAGUCUACACAUCGGGAAUAUGGAGCGCCCCCAUCUGGCCCUUCUCCUCUUCUGUCUGCUCGGGGGGUUCAGCUCGGCCCGAGCCUACCCCGCCUCCAGAGAGUCUGUGACGUUGAGGGCGAACGUCAAGAUGAACGCAGAGCAGCUGGUGAUCAGACUGGACCAGUACCUGAAGCGGCUGUCCCUGGAGGAAUGGAGCCAGAGCCUGAGCGCCAGCCCCCCCUCAGACCCCAUGGACAGCCUGGCCUCCCUGGUCCUGGUGCUGGACGGCUACGAGAGCGUGAUCUCCGAGAGGCUGGAGGGCCUGGCCCAGGUGAGGCAGGAGGUGUCCUCGCUCAGGGGCUACCUGGAGGACUGGCGGAGCGGCCACUGCGCCGGGCCCCCCCGGGCCAAGCCGGCCCCCCAGGGCCGGCUGGCCCGGCUCCAGGGCUACAAGGAGUACCCCCAGACGGUGGGGCUGGAGGGCGUGGUGGGGCUGAAGGACUACCUGGUCCACCUGCUGAAGCACCUGGACCUCCUGGGGGCCUGCUGAGGCAGCCGAGGGCGGGCUCUGCCUGCUGCGCCUCUGUCCGAUUGGUCGAUGGUUUUAUUUAAGGUUUGUGGAUCAAAUCAAUAUUAAUAAUGCUGGACCGAAUUUUCAGAGAAUAAUGUUUUAAUACGUUUUAGUAUUUAUAUAUUUUUUAUGGAAAAAAACAAGAAAAGCAGACUUUUUACAGCAGGGUGUACAUGUAGCAAUAACAAUUGAUUUUCAUAUUCUCCAAAUGAAAUGUUUACGAACUGGUAAUAGGGUUAUUUUUUACAGAAAAUAACCUUGCUUGGAAAUGCGUUGAGCAAAUCACUUUAUAUAUAUAUAUACUUACCAACUCAGUUAUGAGUCACAUUUGCCUGCCGUCAGGUUGUAACAUGCCAAGCCAAGUGUCUCCAUGUACUCUAUGACAAGAAAAGCCUUUACCUGCCUCCUAUAUUUUCAUUGCCUCAAAAGACUUUUAAGACUUAGCGAUUAAUUUCCCACCUAUAUAUGCAACAGGAAAACGAAUAAUGUCAUGUAUAUAGAUAUAUAUUUUUCUUAAUAAUUGUAAGUUGUAUGUGAUGUGUAUCUUUUAAAUUGUAUUUAAAAUAAAUAGUCAAUAUAUUAAAUUGAUGUUUGAUACAUUUGUGGUUUACUAUUACUGUGCAUGUUUUUUAUUUAUGAAUGAGACUGAAGAAAUUGUUAUGAUUCCUCGAUCUUGUUCUAUAAUCAAACAUUUUAUGAACUGUUAGCCAGAACCAUGUAAUGUUAUUUAAUGUCAAGUGUGCUUGACCUGCACACUAUCAAAUAAAAAGAGGGUAUAUACUGAGGGUAUUGAGACAGCUUUAAUUAAAAAAUAAAACAACCUCACAAAACGUUUUUACAAAAGGUAUGCUGCCAUUCGAUGGGAUUAUACUGAAAAAUAUUAAGAAGCACACUCCAGCUUCAAUGCAUCAAAUCAAGAAUGAUAUUAACUUUUAUGAAAUGUAAAAGGUCUACAGAUAAAAAGCAAUGACCUUGCACUAUUCACCGUCCUCCGCCCAGACAAACAGAGACAUAAGACUAACUGAACCACUUGUUCCUUUUGAUGUCGGCUGUCUUCUGGCCGCCUCCCAGUAUCUUGUUCUUGUAUUUUUCCACCAUGCUGUCGAAGCGGUCCUCUUCUCGGUUCCUGAAAGGCUUCUUGCCUGGUUUCGCACUCUGGAAAGCAAAACAAUAACCUACUCAGAACGAU